AUGGAUGGCAAAAGGAGGUCAAAGAUCCCAGCUUUGGUGAUGUGGUAUCUUCCAGUAAUUGAUCGCUUGAAGCGUUUGUUCUCGAACCCUAGGGAGGCUGAGCUUAUGCGCUGGCAUGCUGAAAGUCGCAAGCAGAAUAACAAACAGAUUCGACACCCUGCUGAUGCAUCACAGUGGAAAACUUUUGAUCAUUUGUAUCCUGAGUUUGCCAAAGAAAUCAGAAAUGUAAGAUUUGCUUUGGGUACAGACGGAAUGAAUCCAUUUGGUGAAAAAAGAAGUAUACAUAGCACCUGGCCCGUGACUCUGACGAUGUACAACCUUCCGUCAUGGUUGUGUCACAAAAGGAAGUACAUUAUGUUGACUAUUCUUAUUCAAGGUCCGAAAGCAGCUGGUGUUGAUAUUGAUGUGUUCCUGGAACCUCUUAUGGAAGAUAUGGCGAAGCUCUGGAAUGAAGGAGUUCGAAUAUGGGAUGAGUAUCGCAAGGAGUAUUUCAACCUAAGAGCAAUUAUAUUUGUUACCAUCCAUGAUUCUCCCGGGGGCGCCACACUUUCAGGGCAAAAGACCAAAGGAAAGAAUGGUUGUGUAGUGUGCGUGGAGGGAACUGCUUCCUUAUACCUUAAAUCAUCCAAGAAGUUGGUGUUCAUGGGACACAGACGGUUCUUGAUGAAGCAGCAUAAGUACCGAAAGAUGAAAGAGGAAUUUAACAAUGAACUGGAAAGUGAAGGUGCACCAAAGCCUUAUAGCGGGAAACUCAUUUUUGAAAUUGUAAAAAACAUUCAGGUUGUAUUCGGAAAGGGGAAAAAAAACAAAGGAGAAAAGAGAAAGAGAACUGACCCUUCAACUGACACAACUUUCAAGAAGCAAUCGAUUUUUUUCAAGUACCUCCCAUACUGGAAGGAUAUGGAAAUUUGCCACAGCAUUGAUUUGAUGCAUGUAACAAAGAAUGUUUUUGAUAGCAUCAUUGGAACCUUACUGGGCAUGCCGAGUAAGACAAAGGAUGGACUUAAGUCACGCCAGGACCUAGUAGAUCUUCAAAUCAGAUCGGAACUUCAUCCAGUGGAUAGUGGCAAAGGGAAGCCUUACCUUCCCCCAGCUAGCUACAACUUGACAGUUGAGGAGAAAACAAAAAUUUGCAAAUGUUUGCGUGGGAUCAAAGUGCCCACAGGUUUCUCAUCCAAUAUCAGCAAACUAGUUAGGAUGAAGGACUUGUCUCUAUUUGGUUACAACUCUCAUGACUGCCAUAUGAUGAUGACGGUGUUCCUCCCAAUUGCGUUGGAGCGGUACUUGGCAGUGUUAAAAGGUUAUGUGCGAAAUCGCGCUCACCCAGAGGGUUCAAUCAUGGAGGGAUACACUACAGAAGAAGUGAUUGAGAGCUGUAUAGAUUACAUCAGAGAUGGAACAAUGAUAGGUGUGCCUGUACCUAAACAUGAGGGUAAACUAUGUGGGAGAGGGAGAAUGGGCAGGAAAACUUUCCGCGUCGAGGAUUACAAGAUAGUACAUUGUGCUCAUGGUAGUGUACUACAACAUCUCGCGAUAGCCGAGCCUUACAUUGAGGAACACCUAGAUGAGCUUCGUAAAGAAAAUCAGAACCGCACAGAGGACUGGAUCAUGAGGGAGCACAAACAUCGUUUUAGCGAAUGGUUAAUGGACAAAAACAUCCCAUCCGGAGACUCUUUGGAAGAGAAAACAAUGAGGAAUUUGGCUUCUGGACCAUCGUGUUUAGUGACAUCAUGGCAAUCAUAUGACAUCAAUGGGUACACAUUCCACACUAAAUCAAAAGACAUGAAAAGUGUUGUGCAAAAUAGCGGUGUUCGUAUUGAUGCUUUUGACCUACAGGGACAGAAAACCACAUAUUUUGGAUUCAUAGAGGAAAUAUGGGAACUUGAUUAUGGUCCGAGCUUGAAAAUACCCUUAUUUAGGUGCCAAUGGGUACAACAUCCCGGGGGGGUGACAGUGGACAACUACGGACUCACACUGGUAGACUUAAAGAAAGUAGGAUAUAAAGAUGACCCGUGGGUUCUCGCCGAAUGUGUUGCACAAGUGUUCUAUGUACUCGAUCCAUCAAAUGAGAAGUGCCAUGUAGUUAUUUCUGGAAAGCAAAAAAUUGUUGGAGUUGAGAAUGUGGGAGACGGAGAUGAGGAAUACAAUAAGUAUGAAGAGAUGUCCGUCUUUAAUGGUCCUGAGAGAAUCAAGCGUGUGGAAAAGAAAAUUGAUAAGAACUUGAAGCCAUACAUGCGGAAAAAUGGUAGUUCAUGA
This is a messenger RNA of Panicum hallii, 2256 nucleotides long. RefSeq lists its product as uncharacterized. The transcript is spliced from 2 exons. The coding region runs from base 1 to 2256 and encodes 751 amino acids. NCBI's taxonomy places the organism in Eukaryota, Viridiplantae, Streptophyta, Magnoliopsida, Poales, Poaceae. The record is from RefSeq and is a predicted model, not a curated record.